ACUCUGUCUAGCUUUGGUUCUCUUGUUGAUCAGAGCUGCGCUGUGGCGCUGCAUUGCGGCUUGCCAUUAAGACGCAUUGUGCGCAUUAUCCAGGAGCAGUAGGUAAAGAGCAUUUCAGCAAUACACGCUCUCUUUUCUUUGAUUGGUUCAAAAUUAACGGGUGCAAAAGCUAGCUGGGAGCUGGCUCCAUCCUCCUCCAGGUUGCUUUCAGAGCACUAAGCGACCAGACCUCAAUUACAUUUGCUUCUUCAAGAUUGGCGCCAGCAAUGUCUUCCGCUAGAGUACAUUCUGGCGCUGGAAAAUGCAUAUCAGCCAACUCGCAUGGCAGCAACAGAUGUCGUCACCAUGAGGGCGUGAUGACCAAUUGUCAAAGGAAUGUUACCUCUGCUUUCAGGAGCGCAAUGUUACCACCGGUCGCCAAUUGGCAUGUCUUUUUGUCGUCCUUGCAUUUGAAAUCAGAUGCAUUGAAACAGCAAAGGCUUGCGGCUACAAGGCCUUCUAUCCAGGCAGCUGUCACUACUUAUGAUGAAUGCAUUAUGGCAUGCGAUGUCGGAACUGGCGGGACAAAAGUGGCGAUCAUUAAUCAAGUCGGACUCGUCAUAGCAAGCGGUUUUUCUGCUCAUGCAAGGACCACACAGAGUCAGAAAGAUGGGGUGACAUUCAUGGAGCAGGAAACCGAGGAAUGGUGGCUGGCAACCCAAAAGGCCUCUCAGAGCUGCUUAUCACAGAUGAAAGAUCUGGGAGAUCAGGAAAUUGAUGUUUCAUGUGUCAAAGCUGUGGCCGUAACCGGACAAAUGCAAGACAUCAUCCCCCUACCGAAGGAUCCCACUCAUGAGGCAGCCCCUGCUAUACUCUACUCGGAUACCCGGGCGCACCUGGAAGCAAACAAGGUCAACGAGCUGUGUGGGGGCCGUGACCAACUUGCGACCAUGACAGGGUCGGCGCAGGGCGCUGCAAGCGUCCUGGCGAAGCUGAUGUGGCUGGACCGUCACGCGGCCACCUACUCCGAAAACAGCCAGACGCUGCUUUUGGGCGGGCAUGACUACGUGGUCCAUCGGAUGAGCGGAGCCCUUGUAACAGAUGCAACCACGGCGUCUACAACGGGCCUCACUCUCAUUGCAUCCCCGGGAGAUUAUGCAUCAGGCGUGCUCGAGACGCUGGGCCUGUCGAGAUGGCUGGAGAAGCUGCCUUUGAUACAUGCUGUAGACAAGCCUUGCGGCGAGCUACUUCCUGAGGCAGCGGAGGCCCUGGGAGCCGCGGAGCUGGCGGGCAUUCCCGUCUUCCACAGCUGCGGCGACGCAGGGGCUAGCACGAUAGGGUGCGGAGCUGGUCGUCCUGGGGUGCAGUACAUCUACCUGGGCUCCUCCGGAUGGGUGGCCGGUUCCUUCCCUCGAGGCGCCGACCCGCCAGGCAGCAGUGGCCGGUUACACACGCCCGGGGUGUUCACACUGGCGCACCCGGACCCGGGGCUGGUGUUCAAAACGGGUUCGAUCAUGACCGCCGGGGGAAACCUGGCCUGGGCUGCGGAGGCGUUUGGAGAUCGGGCUUUGGGGGAUCUCAGCAGAGCGGAGCAGUUUGACCGCGUCAAUCGUUCUGCAAGCCAGGUACCUGCCGGAUCGGGUGGCUUGCUCUACCUACCUUUUCUUAACGGGGAGCGGUGCCCCUUCGACGACGGCGAUGCGCGGGCCGCCUUCGUGGGGCUCUCGGCGUCCACCCAAACCGGCCAUCUGUACCGGGCGGUGAUGGAGGGAACGGCCUUCGCUUUUCGAAGCGCCCGGGAUGCUCUUGCGAAUGACGUCACACCCGGAGAAACCGGUUCGGAAGAGAAGCUACCGUUGAGGCUAGUAGGCGGCGGGGCCAGGUCCUCCGUGUGGCCUUCGAUCAUUGCUAGCAUCUUCGGACAGGACGUCGAAACCAUCCAAGACUCACAGGAGGUCGGUGUCAAAGGCGCGGCUAUUCUGGCGGGUCGAUGGCUAGGGUGGCACGACAGUCUCAACCCAAGCGGUCAUUGGGUAAAAGUUGCGAGACGGUUUACGCCGGAAGCCAGGGAAGUCCAACUGUACGAUAAGUUGUUUACGUCGUAUACGAAGCUGUACCCUGCCCUCAAAAGUACCAGGAACUGGCUGCCUUGCGGUAAGGGUUCCUGUUAGAUAAUCAACAUCAAUCAGCGCAAUAUUGUCGAGUCAAGGUGUGUAAACACGAGCAAGCGACCUUCCAAGAUUCGUGUAUAUGAUAGCUUAGUGCACGCAGCCCAGGUCCGUAAGAAACCCGGAGACGUCCCACGUGGGCCGGCUUAAGCACACAACACUGUUAACAUUCUCGUAGGUGCCACUGUCGACAAUAAAGACUGGCACUGUUUCCUUGGAAGCUCUCACUUUGCUUACGAAGUUCGCAAAAUCGACGAUUUUGACUGUAAGCAAAGAAAAGCAAGUCAUCCAGGAUCGUACCCACAGAUCGAAUUUGGCCGGGACCGAUUCGGCAUAUCCGUCAGCGCA
Molecule: messenger RNA, 2495 nt
Organism: Klebsormidium nitens
Lineage: Eukaryota; Viridiplantae; Streptophyta; Klebsormidiophyceae; Klebsormidiales; Klebsormidiaceae
Source: the annotation of a GenBank genome assembly